AUGACUUCAAUAUUACAAAAAGUGUUGGAUAUUCCCAGUGUACUUUCUCAUUUAUUAGAGGUUGAUAUUAAAGAUAUUACCAAUUGCAAAAUUUUGGGACAGGAACAAAAUGGAGAAUUUAUCCUCUGUUGGAACUUAAAAGGUCAAGGAGGAUCUUGUACUGCAGUAGGAUUAUUUUUUUACACCAUCAAAAAAAUACAAGUUUUAAUUAAGUUCAAACAUUUGAUGAAUAUUGUUCAAGCUUCAAUAAAUUAUAAAAACUCAGUUCUUGGCUAUGUAACCAAAGAGCCAUUUGAAGAUUGUGUGGAAUAUUAUCGUGUUUUUAUUAUCCACCUUGAUUAUCCUAAUUUUGAGCCAGUUGAUUUGAAUGUUAACAACCGUCGCCAAACCAUGAUUCAAUUUUUAUACAGGAAACGUAAACAGCCAGACAAUGAUCGCUUUUUAGUUUUUAUUCAUGAAACAUCUAUAACACUUUAUCAAGUGGAGGAAACUGAUAAUGUAAAGAACCAUUUAAAUAUAAAAAAGCAAGAAAAGGUUGUGAAUCAAUUUUCAUGGGCUCAAUGGGAGCCACAGCAUCAAUGUUUAUUUUACAUUCAUUAUUCAAAUAUGGCUAACAGUAAUUCAGAUGAAGCUAGUCUCUCUGCCUUACAAUUUCAUGAUGAACCUCAACAUGAAACUGUGUUAAAUGUCCCAUUAAACCUACCAAACAGAAAGAGAACAGCAGAAAAUCUAUCAAAUGGUUAUUUUGAUAUUCCUGUUCCAUUGUGUGUUCAUGACAGUAUGUUAGAUGUUCGUGUGUUGUCAGAUGCACGAGGAUUUGUUGCAGUUUGCCAUUAUUAUUUAUAUCAAGGAGUUAGUGCUCCGUUGGCCAAUGAUCAUUUAAGAACAGUGUAUUUGGCUUUUUCUGUUACUCUUCUGCACCAUGGCAGUGUAGUUCAUUGCAAUAUAGCUGGUGUACCUAUGGUUCGUGCAUACGAGUCUCGUCCAAUAUUCACUAUGCAAGGAGAUCAACAUUUAUUGGUUCACUUCCCCAACAUGUGUACAUUACUUCUGGAUGUAGGCCCUGAUCAUGAACCAAAUUGCCAUAUUGUCAUACCUUGUGCGGACGAAAACAGAAGUUGGAAGAGUACAAUAGCCACAACAAUUGGGUCUGCGGGUACAGUGGUAGAUUUAUCUACAAUGGCUGUAUUUGAAACAAAAAUCACUAAACGCCACUUAAUUGAAGCGUUUAAACAACCAAAUGCUGUACUUGCCAAUCAACAAGCCAUAUUGCAUUAUUUUAUUGUACAUAGGCGAGACAUGGAUGUUGUUAACCAACUUUUAAAUUCGGUUGUGGACAAUGGUUUAAAUAUUAACUGUUCAAAGUUGCUGCAAGAAAUAUUAGUGGGAAGUGCUUUUGCCCAAGUCAAGCGAAAUUUACUGUCUGACGCUGUAAGCCUAGCUAGAUAUUUACCUAUUACAAUAUCUAAACAUAAUAUACCACUAGAAAUUAAGGUGAAUGGAUACACACUUGCUCUUUCUCAAGAAAUGUUAGAAAACCCUAGGGUCAUGUUGUUAUCUCCUCGACAGAGAUUGAUACCAUUUCGCGAUGACUUGUGGACAAGAUUAUGGGAACUCUUACCCGGUGGAUCUAUUGUAGAAGAUAAUGCUACUUCGAGACUAGAGAUCCCUCGUUUUUCAAACACAACUGUUGCAGUCAAACUUAAUAUAUCAUUAGUGUGUUAUCAGCCCGAAGUUCUUUCUCGAUGUAGCACACCUCUGUCACCUGGAGGAUCAAUGCUUGCUAACAGCAUUGCCAACAUUGCAAUAUCUGAUCUGUCACACUCGUUUCAAUCAUCAUCGGUGCAAUUACCGUUUGUGGAAACCGACACUUCAGCAGCCAGUAAACAAGAACAUGUCAUCUCUGUUAACCUCCGGGAACUGAGCAUGCACCUACUGAAGCAAAGUUCGAUGCGUUCUAACAAACUUCGUAGCCGGUCCAUGUCUGAACCUAAUGCCAUGCAUGUGCAUGCUGUGGCCACUAAAUAUGCAUCAUCUCAGUUAGAGAUCUCAAGGUCACUGUGUGCUCAUCUAACUUUGGCCGCUGGUGUAGAUGCAAGAUUACAUAAGCAAAUCGGUUUCCAACUCAUUGACAAUAUUGAAGAUGAACAACGCCGAUCACUGUUAAUGGUAUUACAGAGACUCAUACACGCUGCAGACACAUUGGCUUUCCCUUUGCCUCAAGGUUUCCCAUCAUUCAUCACAUACCUCGGAUAUAAAGUCAUGUCAGCCACCAUGUUUGGUCAGUAUGUUCGAUGCAACACAUUUUUACUGAAUGUGGAUGUUAUGAAAAAAAUACUAGCUGAUAUAGUAGACAAUAAAGAGGGAGUGUUGAAAAAAUUAGAUCUCUUACAGAGUUUACCGCACUCGAGAGCUAAACGAUUAAUGAAUCAAUGGUCUCAUCCUAUGUCUGUCAUGUUGAGAGCAAGAGAACAUGCCGCCGAGAUUUUAGGUGGUAUGUCUAUCAGGACAUCCAAUUACCGUCGCAAUGUAAAAUACCGAACAAAUUCUGGUGUAACUUCAGCGUUUCCGUCACAACAUCGUAUGUCACCACUGGAGACAUUUCUAGAACUCCUCACAGCUAAAGCUAUGUUGGCUGACAUUGAUUACAACCUUCUCGUUGACGCUACUGUGGCAUCCACAAAAGAAAAUAUGUUAAACUAA
Molecule: messenger RNA, 2703 nt
Organism: Macrosiphum euphorbiae (potato aphid)
Lineage: Eukaryota; Metazoa; Arthropoda; Insecta; Hemiptera; Aphididae
Source: the annotation of a GenBank genome assembly